Messenger RNA from Alnus glutinosa, 716 nucleotides. Its product is annotated as probable 2' cyclic ADP-D-ribose synthase BdTIR. The record is from RefSeq and is a predicted model, not a curated record. Bases 67 to 672 code for a protein of 201 amino acids. Gene Ontology annotation, biological process: signal transduction. The transcript is spliced from 2 exons. NCBI's taxonomy places the organism in Eukaryota, Viridiplantae, Streptophyta, Magnoliopsida, Fagales, Betulaceae.
CCAGAACAAUUCACAAUUCUCAUUAACCAAACACCUAUAUUCCAAAGCAGCCAAGAGAAAUUAACCAUGAAUCGCCCAUCAUCAUUAGCCGCCAUUAAAUUCCAACGCCAAUUACUUUCCCAGUACCACAGCCGAACCCAACUGACCAAACGAGUGACUAAGCCCUGUGAUGUCUUCAUUAACCACAGAGGGAUUGACACAAAGCGAACAAUAGCCACUUUGAUGUACGAUUAUCUUCACCGUUUCAACCUGCGUCCUUUUCUAGACAACAAGACAAUGAAGCCGGGAGACAAACUGUUUGAAAAGAUUGACGGUGCAAUACAAGGCUGUAAGGUUGGUGUUGCUGUUUUUUCGCCAAACUAUUGCAAGUCAUACUUCUGUCUUCACGAGCUCGCUCUUUUCAUGGAGUCCAAGAAGAAGGUCAUCCCUAUUUUCUGCGACAUUAAGCCAUCCCAGCUUCGUGUUCCAAACGACGGAGUAUGCACGGAGAAGGAGCUUCGGCGGUUUCGCUGGGCUAUCGAAGAGGCUAAGCACACCGUUGGGCUUACGUUCGACUCCUCCAAGGGGAACUUCUCAGAUGUUGUGACAAGUGCUUCAGAAAUUGUGAUCAACAGCUUGAUAGAGCUUGAGGCUGAAGAGCAUAUGAAGCUUGGAAAAUCUCCGCUCUACUAAUAAAACAACAUUUAUGCCACUUGGAUAACGAAGGAGAUCGAGUC